This is a messenger RNA of Coregonus sp. 'balchen', 7120 nucleotides long. NCBI's taxonomy places the organism in Eukaryota, Metazoa, Chordata, Actinopteri, Salmoniformes, Salmonidae. The record is from the annotation of a GenBank genome assembly.
GACAAGACAGAUCACAAACUGUCAAAGCCUACUGCCCCCCUGGUCCCUCCCAAGAAACCUGUACCUCCGCCAGGCAAGGGCAGACCAGGCAUCCUCCCCCCAAAACGACCAGACAAGCCUCUCGCUCCCUCCCUAGGGGCCAAGUAAGUCUCCCAUCCUUCUGCCCGUCCCCCUGUUCUUCCACCCCUCCCUCUGUUCAUAUUGGGUAUUCACUUGAAUAAGGACAACAUUGCGUAGAGUAGGUUUUAUUGGCAAAUUCGAGGUCAUAGACUAAAUGGUACACCAAUUUACAGUCAUAGUAAUCCAAUAGUAAAAUCCUAAAUUUGCACAAACUUGUAAUAUGAUACCAUUUAAAAUAUACAAUGUAUACAAAGCAACAAUACCAUAAUAACAAGGUUUGGGGUGGCAGCUUUAGAAAAUACAACAGUUUUUAUGUAGGCAUUUCUUAGGCCUCUGGGCUAUAUGGUGUGUGUGCGUUGUUCAGUUUGUGGCUGUUAUGGGUUACAUCCAGUGACCUGCUGUCUGGGUCGGGGGAGCCAGUCUGCAAACUGGGAGCUCUGCCAGGAAUUAGCAAAUGUCAGGCAGAUCUGCUUCCAUCAGUUCUCUAUGGACAUGAUUCCUAAGGUUUCGUGGGCUUCCCCAUAGCUGGUGUACGACCCGCCCAGAAUUAUUCUGUAGGCUCUCUUCUGGACCAGCUCUAGUUGAGCAAUAAGGGUUUGAGUGAGGCCAGGGUGCCAGGCAGGGACAGUGUACUCCAGAACUAGUCUAACGUAUAUGAUGUAGAUGGACAGUAGGUCUGCUGUGAUAGCAUAGAUGCGCUUGAGGAGGAACAGCUUCAAAUCUGUGUAUUUUACUACAAAUAUAUUAACAAACCACUGUAUUUAGUUUGUUUGUCAGGCAUUUGUUAUGGCUUCUGAAUGAUUGCAUUCACGCUGAAAAUAUAUUUGCUAUUUUGCUAUUUAAGUCUCUGAAUGUGUACACAAAGGCCUAUGAAAUCCAGUUGCAUUCCUAACAUAUUGUACCCUUAACUCCAGCCAUCGGGAUUGUAUUACUAGUACUACUGUUUACAACUGUAGUAGUGUAUUGCUACUGUUAUUGUUGUUAUCCCCCUCAUCUACAGGCACAAUGGAGAGGUGCCUUCCAUACUCCCAAAGUCAGACUUUGAGACAACGUUACCCAGCAAACCAAAAACGCUGUCGAAUGACCUUGACAUGGGUAUGUAUGGCUCCACGAAAAUUAACUUUUUAGUUUCAGGAAAUUCUGAGCAGUAAAACCUUUAACAAGGCAUGCAAUGAAACGUUCAUUGGGGGUCCGAAUAUAUACACUUCACUUGCACAAUUAUACGGCUCCAUGACAUCAUUAUUAGUUAUGAUCCGCUUGCUCCAAACACAGGAUCAAAUUGAAUCUAUAAAACCAUUAUACUCUCCCAGCUUCAUAGGUUGAAUGUUUCUUUAUGUGUAAAAACCAGUUAGUCCAUAUAGAUGGGGUAAAAAAAAGUUCCUCAACCCUUUACACUCGUGGGAUUUGGCCUAUAUGGAUAGGGCUACAUUUAAAUGUUUCUUACAGAAUAAAUAUGAAAAUGGUCAUAAGGUGCUUUUUUGAGCUCUCCUAGCUGUGCCGUUGAGGAAUACAGCAAGCAGACUUGUAGUUUUGUUUGGAACACAAGCCUGCAUCUCCGCCAUCACACAAUUACUGUUGUUGUUUACGCAAUCCAAGAACAGUCCAUUUUAAAUAGUAAUCUGGGUCAGGUGGGCAUCAUUUGAAAGCUUGUCACAAUAGGCACACAGGCUCACACAAUAGACACACAUAGGCUCAUUCUGUUCAAAACAACUAGCUGAUGGGGUUCUAUCUAAAUUGAGGAUUAGUGCAGUAGAUCCAUAUUUGAGUUGUGGAUUACUCCUCCUGCCGCAGCAGGCUGUUGGAGUAAUGUCCCCAAGAACAGGAAACACAGACCUAAAAAGAGGGGGAUGAGCUGAAACCCCUUUUUAAUCAUUUGGUUUUCAUCAUUCGAGGGUGACAACAUGUUUACUGUUGCCUUGUUUUCUUUUCUUUUAAGGGUGAUUCAGGGACAUUGACAAUUUGACCUUCCAACAUUUAAAAACAUUAUGCAUAUUUCACGUGAUUGGUUUGCCUUUUGAAGCAUACCAGUAGAUUCACAAUGGUACUGCAUCACAGAUGCAAAAGGAGACAUCUGUAAACUCUGAAACGCGUUCAAAGUCGACUGGUUUAAUUUCAGCAUCACGAUUUACCCUCUGAACCAAUUCAGGCCUACUAUAACACAUUAUCAAAUGCGAUAAGAUAUAUUGACAGCUUUGUGCGUAAAAUCCCAAAUUACUAAAAUACUUUGUUUUUAUUUUUAGAGUUUUUGUCGCUAUGUUGAUUUAAUCCUCUAAGCCCAUGGGUGAAUAGGUUUUCAGCUGGUGUCCUGAGGUCAGAAGAAUGCAGGGAUAGAGGAUGAUGGGUGGAGGGAUAGAAGAGGAUGAGAAAGAGGGAGGGAGGUUGGCUUUGUUUACAUCACCUCUUGUUUAAUGCCAAGGACAAUCACAAACAGGAAAAACAAGAGCAAAGCUUUUAGGAAGAGAUAAAGGGAUGGAGAUCGAGGUGAGGGAGGACAAGGGAGUUUAGGCUGGGUGAGUUCUCAGAAUCAUGACAUCAUGGAGGUAGAAGUUAACUGGGGAGUCGUGUCUGUGACCCACACCGCUAAAAGCGUGAAAAGAGCUGCUAAAACCAUAGGUCAUUAGCCCCGUGGGAGCAGGGCGUGAAGACAAACACGGAAACACACUCCUCCUCAUUCUCCUUUAUGUCAACUUCACUCCCCUGGGAGUUCUGCAAUGUUAAUAAAGGUCCUGCCUAUAGUCUUUAUAUAGGACGGUAACACUUUAUUUUAAGGGUACUUAAAAAACGAUUUUAUAUGUUUGCCAUUUUAUGAAUCAUUACUCCCACAUUUGUAAGUGUUACUAAGCUAGUUAUUCUUACAUUUGUAUAUAUUUCCUUAAACAUUCUGCUUGUUCUUUUACCGGGUAUUGCUGCAAUGUCUACCAAUGGCAUGCCCAUUUUUGUGAGAAAUUACAGGUCACUCAAAACAUUAAGUAUUUAUAUAGUAUAAACAGUGCUCACUUUAGAUUAGGGACUGCAAAAAUACUUUACUAAUGAUUAGUAAAUGGUUUAUAAGUGUGGGAGUAAUGAUUAAUAAAUGUUGAUCACACAAUUUUAUAAAUGCCUUAUAAAUGGUUUAUUAGGUACCCUUUAAAAUAAAGGUUUACCCAUAGGACUAUAUAGUGCUUAAAUGUUUUUCUCAAAGAUUGUCAUACUGUGUGGCAGUUUCAGUGUAUACUAUUCUCAGGGCUAUCUUAACAAUGAAAUGUGAUUGUUUGAAUGGUUUUGUGUGACCUAACCCUUACAGCCCCAUUCCUUAGUUAGUCUUCCCAGAACUGUCUCUUUAGAUGAAAAACCUGUGUGUCAUUCUAUUUCUCAUAGAAAGGAAAACACAAGGUGAUAGAAUGUCAACUAUUGUUCAGUGGUUUUGGCUGCAAUGUCUUAUUUCUAUCCAAUUCUCAGUUCCAUCUGAUGAAAAGCCUAUGAUCUUUCUGCUGUCUGCAUUUGUAAAGCAAAGUGCUAUUAUUUACUUUGCUCUUUACUUCUCUCCCUCUGUCUCUCUGUCUCUGUCUGUCUCUAAAGACCUGAUGAGCUUUGAUGAUCUGUCGUCUACCUCUGAUAAGCUGUCUCACCCCACCACUAACAGACCAAAGAUGCCUGGCAGGAGGCUGCCCGCUCAGUUUGGAGGAGGCCACUCUGUGAGUCCACAGACGUACCAACACGCUACUGAGGACAUACAACUGCACAACACAAAAACCACAUAUGUUACGUUUACACAUCAUCAAAUUCCUCUCAAAAACACAUUUGACAUGCAGGCCCUAUCUGGGGAGUACAUGUACACUACCAUUAAAAAGUUUGGGGUCACUUAGAAAUGUCCUUGUUUUUGAAAGAAAAGCAAUUUUCUUGUCCAUUUAAAAUAACAUCAAAUUGAUCAGAAAUACAGUGUAGACAUUGAUAAUGUUGAAAAUGGCUAUUGUAGCUGGAAACGGCUGAUUUUUUAAAAUGGAAUAUCUACAGAGGCCCAUUAUCAGCAACCAUCAGUCCUGUGUUCCAAUGGCAUGUUGUGUUUGCUAAUUCAAGUUUAUCAUUUUAAAAGGCUAAUUGAUCAUUAGAAAACCCUUUUGCAAUUACGUUAGUACAGCUGAAAACUGAUUAAAGAAGCAAUAAAACUGGCCUUGAGACUAGUUGAGUAUCUGGAGCGUCAGCAAUUGUGGGUUCAAUUACAGGCUCAAAAUGGCCAGACACAAAGAACAUUCUUCUGAAACUCGUCCGUCUAUUCUUGUUCUGAGAAAUUAAGGCUAUUCCAUGCGAGAAAUUGCCAAGAAACUGAAGAUCUCAUACAACGCAAAAAAAAUUGCUUUUCUUUCGAAAAAACAAGGAAAUUUCGAAGUGACCCCAAACUUUUGAACGGUAGUGUACAUCACCGCAUUCCAUACAUAGAUAUCGCACCUUAUCUGCACCUCAUGAUGUGUCGGGGGAGUUGAUGAGAGAUUGGGAAGAGGGUGCUACACGUCCACUUGAAAAUACAUCAAAUAGCAGACAUUUGAGUUACAUGAAGGGCUGAGAGGAGAGCUGUCGGGUCGGUCCGAUUAUCUGAGAUUUACUGAGUUCCCUGAAGAGUAAUGUGAAUGCCUUCCAUUAGAAACAGAUGGACAUGUCAAGCCAGAGUGUCUGUGAGUCUCUGGCAAGGUGUGUCAAAAACUGAGCAGACCUGUUUUGUAUUUUUGUCUUCGCAGCCAAACAAGGACAUCAGCGUGGAGAAAACCUUCAAGUUUGACGAGGAGGAUCGCCCCAAGCCAAAGUUGAUAGACACAAGAAAGGUAACAAUGACAUUGACGUGUCUAAUUGCAUUAGUUAGUGUCUGACCUGUAUUGAACUUGUAUGUGUGGUACACCAAGACCCAUCCCAGAACAACAAUUUUAUAUGUAUGGCAAUAAAGUUUUCUGAGUCUGAAUCAAUGGCCCAAAUGCACAUUAGAUCUAUCUCUGUUCAGAUACUUGUGAUUCAUCCCAAAUGGAUGCUAUUGCUGCAAAUUAGUCACCUCAGCCAAUAUUUGCACUCAGCAGGGAAUUAACAUAUGUCUCAGUUCAGAAACGGAGUCAGGUUUGUCUAUAGAUAUUAACUAAUACAUCCUCGGAAAACUGCAACCAUCUUGUGAUCUUCAGUUAAGUCAUAGAGACCUCUCUCAGUGACUCUGGAUAAUGCCUCACUAAUAGGCGCCAUCCUCCUGCCAGGUUGUUUUCCUCCUGUCAUCCCCCUUCGCCGUCUCUCCCCUCCCUCCCUCCCCUCCCCUCCCUCCCUCUGUAUGAAAGUCACCCUGUUGCUGUAUGAAUGCCCUCUUAUCUUGAUGAACCCUGAUCCCACCGGCUCCAGUACAGCACAGUCACAAGCCUCUGGCAUUAAGCUCCCUGGGGUCACAUACGAUGUACGCACACAUACGUCCAGUUAAUAAUUUACAUGCAGUCACACGCACUAACGCAGAUAUUCACAUGCAUUCACAAAAUAAUGCUCUCUUGCAAUCCGGCAAAUCCACUCAGGCCCAGUGUAAGGCCGGUUUUAGUCACACUGGGAGACGGUGCUAGUCAUCCUGCGGAGGCCAGACGGAGGGCAUCCUCAUGUUUCUAAUGAAAACGUAAUGUCCGUCCUCGUGUUUGUCUUGUUAGUGUUUCCUCAGAUGCCCAGUGGGGGACUGAUGGGACUAAAGGGACUUACACCUCACGCUGACUCUGUGUGGGCAGGCCAGCGACACUGGAGGCCCUCUCAAAGGACCCACUAGAUUCUGGGGUCACCCGCUGUUUACCUGUACCACUCAAAUCGAGUGAAUAAUCCCUGCGCAUCAAGCCACAUAACUGUGGGCUCAGAACUUCUAUAGGUUGAAUUAAAGAGACCCUUUGGCCCCUCUGACAUUUAAAUCCUUUUAAAUUAGAUUUUGACCCUCUGAACCUCUCGGCAGAGGAAAAUAAAUAAAUGAAUGAAAACUAUAUCCCGAGGCGAUGGGAUGCUGGAGAACACAAUAUUAAAGCAACCCUGACAUAACUUCAGAGGAAGAAACAGGGGAUCAGUUGUGUUCAAUCCAAAUGAAAUAGACUUCCGCAGCUACAGUACGAACUGAAUGCUCUACAACAGUGUUUCAAGUGGCUACUGUAGCUCCCUCAUAGCAAUCAUGGCUGGUCGCUAAAGACUACUGUAUGUUACGACCAGAAAAAUUUACUUGAUUAAAUUUGAGCAUAGAAACACUGACUUCAUUCAUUAGUCAAAAAUAUUCAGAAAGGAGGUCACAGCCAGGACAAAAAUAUUUAUUAACCACCUCUCGUCUUCUUCCACAGCCAUCCAUGCCCAGCUCACUCUCCCAGUCUCCUGUCCUCAAGCCCAGCCCAUCCCUGUCGGAGGGGCUCAAAGCCAGCCCGGCUUUGGCCCCUGACCGCAGAAGCCCCAGCCCUAGCUCCAGCCGAAGCCGCAGCCCAGGCCCUAGCACGGAGACCAAGCCCAAGGCAGAGUCAGAGGAGCAGAAGUCUGAGCUGCAGGACCUCAGAGCCCAAAUGAAAGAUCUGCUGCUGUCUGUGGAGCUCCUCAAGACCCAGCAAAUGUAACUAACUACCACUUUCCUUAGAUCUGGUUUUGUUCAGUUCCUACUACUCUUUACUCUGUACUCUUCAAAUGAAGCAUUAUGUCUUUGUUAACAUGUUUAAAUGAUAAAGCUUCAUCAUUAUAAAGCUGGCUACAUGCAUCAGUCAAACAUUUUUAUUUGUGUACCUUUUUCAGAGCAGUAUUUUAGCUACUGUCCUGUUUUUAGUGCCCUACGGCUUGUUUCUAGGCAGGUAUAUAGGCGAGUCACUGUUGGAACUUGAGUGGCGCCUGUUCAGGCAGAGUAAUGGUGAUGUGAUCUUAUUGUUGAUCAGAUGCUAGCCAGUCAUGUGUUCAAGCACUGAGGAGCCUUGUGAACAUCUGGGCUUUGCUUUGCAGGAGAGAGAUGACAGAGCUGAGGAGCGAGCUGGACGAGGAGAGGUUGAAACGAGUGGCCCUG